Ciona intestinalis (vase tunicate) is the source of this 4409-nucleotide messenger RNA. RefSeq lists its product as uncharacterized. NCBI's taxonomy places the organism in Eukaryota, Metazoa, Chordata, Ascidiacea, Phlebobranchia, Cionidae. The record is from RefSeq and is a predicted model, not a curated record.
AUGGUAGGCCGAGACAAUAUAAAAGACGUAUGUUUUUCAAUUUACUAAACAUUUGGUUAACUUACACACGGGCUAUAGGAAAGAAGAAUUUAGGUUGAGGUCAUGUAUUAUAAAAUAUUUUGAACAGAAAGAUGCACGUACAGCGGAUAGUGUUUCUUUUUUGCAUCGUGGUUGGUAUGUCGAAAGUUUUUGCAAGUUGCGAUCUGACCACAUACAGCAGUCGUGUGAUUGUGGGGCACAAAGGUCGAGACAUUCGAGUUGAUCCUGGAUUCGUCAACCAUUUACAAACUAUGCAUGCUGCGGCGAGAUUUUGUAACGUGACGGUUAAAGUUACGUCAUCCUUUCGCAAGCAAAACCAGCCGGUACCUGGGAGUAUUGUAACCCCUGCGUCUCAUUCAAACCAUUUGGUCGGACACGCGAUUGACAUGAAUUUGGUAACGCCACUAGGGUGGUGCAACAGCAAAUGCUUAGCUGGUAAGAAAAACAAAUAUUCCGUUUGCUUCAUUGAUGCGAUAAAGCGGGGUCACAUGAGGUGGGGUGGAGACUUUGUCAGUACCGAUGUAGACCCGGUACAUAUUGAUGACAACAGCUACCAUAAAUCGCCAUCUCAUUGGUUGGAGCUGUACGAAAAACACCAAAGCAAUUGCUAAUGCUGCACGAACAAUCGUCGAUGAUAUAUAUAGUAAGGCGGGGCAGGACGAAACACCUUUAGCACAUAAUAUAUUGAUAAAAAACCUAUUUGUCGCGAUUGUGUCGGUUUUGCAUUUUGUUUAUAGUAUUUUUUUCGUUAAUUUUUCUAUUUUUCUUUUCCGUUAACGACGUUAUUAUGCGUCAAUUUUAAAGAUUGCCACAUUUGCGCAAAUAAAUGAUUUCUAUUACCAUCGCUUAGCUACAAGUGAAGCGUAAAACUGCUUGGGGAAUUUCUCUGUGGCUUGCGUUUAUUUUUAAAUUUUCGCACAGUUUUCCAACGUUAAACAAUUAAAUAAAUAAAAAAAUUUGCACUAACGUGAAACUGAACGUCUAUACAAAGUGUAGCAAAAAUGAAAACAACUGAAAUUUCCAUACGGCGAAACAAAAACGACCUUAAAAUGGUCGACGAGAUUUGGGGGUCUGGUGUUUACAAUUGGAAGAAAAAAGACCCUACAAAGAUAUUGCAUCGGUCGGAUAUGUUACUGGAGAAACAGUUGAAAGCAACACUUGCUGCUUUGAAAGAACUAAAUGCUGCGAUCGCCAAAUUGGAAAAUUCAAAAUCCAGUACAGAGAAACAAAACAUAAUGGGGGAUCUGACAACAUUGAAUAGAAUGAUUGCUCAUCUCCGGAUUGUGCUUGAUGUAUUGAACAAAAUAAACAAGGAAAUAGAGUUUUAUCGAAAUAAAAUGAACCAAGCCAUUCUUAAUCAUCAAGAUGAUGCAGAAUUAUAUCGACAGCGAGUACGCUGGCUGGAACAACGUCUAGAGAAAAUUGUAAAUGAAAAUUCAAGUGAAAAUAUGAAGAAAAUGUUUCAGAAACCUGGAGUCCUGCCACCACUGCCAGAACCUAUACAAGAAAAAUCUGCAGAGGGGCAUACAAGAGCUUCAACCUCACCACCUAAAUCUAUUCUCCUCUCAGAUGCACAGAGGUCAUUCCUUUCCAAAAAGGCAGUGACAUUGGCUGAUUUUCCAGGCCGUGUAACCAAUAACCAGGACGUGGCUGACAGAUACUGGAGAGAAGGCCACCACAGAAUGUCAUACUCUGAAAACAUGGGGCAAUUACUUGAAGAUAACCCGUUAUCCUACCACAAGAUAGGGCUGGCAAUUCCAGCCACUUAUGUGGAUAGGAAUAUUUUUUCGGCUGAUAGCGGAAGGUCCUCUUCUUUGCCAUGGAUGAGUGAACAAGACCCAAUGAAGGGAAAUUUUGAUAUUCUGAGAGAUGAUUUAGAAAGAAUUCGAAAGCGUGUGCAUAGAAUACAGGAAAAAAUAUAUGUGGCUGCAAAUUUAUCCACAAACUUUGAAACUUGUUCACCUGAAUCAGCUGUUGCUAAACCACAAAGCAGGGAAGGACUUCAAUCAACACCACAAACACCUGGCACUGCCAACUCUCAACUAGAAGGACAAAGAGUUUAUUCAAGAUCACUCACUGCUGGUAGCUUGGCACGGAUUUCAAGCUCAGCCACACCUGUAAGCAGCACAGAGACUUUUGAGUCCAGCUCAAUCCAACCGAUUCAAAUUGAGACCAGGAACAUAAUGCCACUAACUAGAAUGAACAUGAGCAAGACAUAUCCUCAUGUGUGUGAUCGAUGGUCAGGAGCUCGACCCAAUGAAAAUUCUAUCGCAUCACAACCAACUAUUGUUGAUCAGCGUGAUUUGCAAAACAAAACCAAGAUGAAACUUUUUGUUGCAAAACGAAGAAAACAACACAACCAAGUCGUUCGUGAUCUCAUUACUCCCUCAAGUGUUUCAUCCAAUCGAUCAUUUCGUAAGGUCGGAAACACUGUUCGAUUUGUGGAAAAAUUGAAAUCAUCCGAAGGAAGUGCGCUCUCUCAGAUACAAAAAGAUCGACUUAAUCAAUUGCUAACAACAGUGUCUUCAUCAUCAAGACAUGAAGAAAGAGUUUAUGCGGCCAGAUCAUUGUCAACAUUAGGUGUAACGGCUUCAGAGGAAAUAACUCCAACAUUGGUGGAAGUAUUAAGCAAUGAAACAAACACCCAAGUCAGAUUUGAAGUUGCCAAAGCUUUAAUUAAUUUAGGUGAUUGGCAUACAAGUGCAAUAAAUGAGCUCACUUUCCACUUACAAAGUGGAGGACAAGAAGUGAGCCUUGAUGUGCUUGAACACAUUGCAUGCAGUUGUAACACAAGCCCCUUACAGCUAAGUGUGAAUGAAAUACCUGAACUACGAGAAUUGGUUGAGGUUCUUCAUAUUCUUGCUGGCACACCUGAUCCUGAAGAUGAAAUUUCCUUCCAAGCAGCUGUUUGCCUAGCUGAGAUAUGUGGACUGUAUGAUGACACAUCUGCCAGUAUUUCACUCUCCAAAUUACUAAGUGUAAUAAAGCACACUACCAAAUGGAACUGGCAUGCACAAGCACUAGAAGCUUUGGUGCGUCAACUCAACUGUUGCCAUGAACCAACUCUUAAAGCGAUGGUUACACAGCUCAACCAUGCCACUAAAUGGCAGGAUAGAUUAUCAGCUGCCCUACUUAUUGCAUACUGUGGCCCUGCCAAGGUCUUUCCUGUAAUGAAUGAAGACAGCAUCUUCAACAUCCUGGAUCGGAAGUUGUGGGAUGAUGCAAAACGAGAUGUCCGACUUGGGGUAUCGCAAGCUUUCACUGCUCUUGGGAUGAGGAACAGACUGUUAGAAGUUCUGGACUCUAGAUUGGAUGAUAAUAACCCAGAGGUUCGAUCACAAGCUGUGAUGUCUAUGUCAGCAGCAGGUAUUCGUAGUGACCGCACUCUAAGAUCACUGGUGGAGAUGUUGGGUUUGGAUUCAAGUGAUUAUGUUCGACUACAGAUAAUGAGAACUUUUCAAGCACUUGGUAUAACAGACAUCAGGGUGGUGAGAGCGUUGAGGGAAAGAGAAAAAGGUGGCGGACCACUGUCUAGGCAAGCCUCGAAAAUUCUUGCUGCAUUGGAUGUUCGUCUUACAACUGGGAUCUCAAGCCAGACACGCAGCAGAUCACAAGAGCGAGUCAAGAAGUCCACAUCUGAUAGCCGGAUGACAACUUCAUCCUCCUGGCCUUCCUCUCCAUGGGGGGUAAACCGGGACUCAGUGACGCGGGGGUCAAAAUGGGGAAACCCCCUCUCAGCAACCCGUGGGUCAAGCAAAGCUCGGGGUUCGGCUUAUUCGUCAAACCCCAGUUACGCGUACAGUUCACCACAAUAUGAAGUUAUUUCGACUGCUGUGCAAAAGCCACGUGCCUCGAGCAUUCAAAGAUCAGCUGUUGCUUCUAGAAUGACAAUAGCAAGCGUCAGCACAAUAUUUUAGUGAGAGUAUGAAAUAGACUCAGAUGCGUUGUAACAUUUACUAAUAAGUUCUGACAUGAGUUGUUUUAGAUUGAAACUUUUUUUAAUGUUUUGUGUGUUGCAAACAUAUCUAGAAGAAUCAAAUGUCCGGUAACUGUAAUAUUGAAUAACUGUAAAGUUAGUUUAAGUUUUAGGUUAAUUUUUUUAAUCGUGAUGCUACCUAUCAAUAUUAAUAUUUAUUAUUACCUACCAUGAUUUUACACACUGCAUGUGUUACUGCACUCACUGAUUACCUUUGAAUUUUACCUUUUCAAACUAUAAAAUUACUACCAGAAUUCUUGUUCAAAUCACCACAAUUUGAAAUAAUUUCAUGCUAGCCUUACUUUAUCACUGUGCUUUUAUAUACGAGUAACAUUCUGUGUGAGAGUUCUAUUUUUUAUUCGAAUUUCUGUAGAAAAUACACUGACCCAGCAAU